CUCCUCGCCGCCGCUCUGUACGCGGGCGGAGCCCCGGCUCGCUGGUGUGGGCGGGAAGGUGCUGCCGCGGCAUGGCGGGCGAGGGCGACUCUGAGCCGGGGAAGUCCUUUAAACUCCUGGGAUUUCUUGAUGUUCAAAAUGUCCCAUGUGCACGAGAAUCAGUGCUCUAUGGUUCCCUGGGGUCUUUAGUUAUGGGUCUUGGACAUUUUUUAGCAACUAGUAGAGUUAGAAGAUCUUGUGAUGUUGCAGUUGGUGGCUUUAUUUGCACAAUGUUAGGAUACUGGUUUUACUGCAGGUACAACCUGGCCCAGCAAAGGAUCCGGCAAAGAAUGCUUAAAGAAGGAAUGAAAAACAGAGUUUUAUUUGAAGGCAGUUAUCUUGAUCCAGAAAAGGAACAAACGGGCAGUGAAAGAAGCGAUUCAUAGGUUGCUCUGGAGGAGUUGUGGUUUAAUACAUCUUUGGGAAAAGGCGGUCCAUAAACAAGUCAGUCUACACUGCAAGCCUGUGAGGUGUCUAAAGCUGGUAAAUAGUGGUUAUCCUAGCAAAUCUGAGCAGGAAAUUCAUAGUGAAUCUGUUAAAUCUGCACAAGCCUUGCUUUGUUUCAUGUAUGUAUAUAUGUGACUGCACACAUUUAGAAUGAUGUUAAACAUCUCUGAGCUCAUGUGUUCUCUUGCAGGGUCUCAGAGGAUUAGUGAGACAGUGAUUUGGGAGUGCUUUAACUUCCAUUAUAAACAGAGUGUGGUUUGUUUUAGCAAAGUUGUAAUUACAUCUCAUUUAAAUACAGGAAAAUAUUUCCAUCACCUGUUGAUGUGUAUCAACAAAUGUAUCCUUCAGGGCUAUUAUUAACAGUGCUGUUUGUAGAACAGGAAUAUUUAAACAAUAGAAGAAGGCUGUGCUUGUGCAAGAUGGGUUGUAUCAGCAGCCUUUGUAAGAUUUCAGCUGCAGGAUAACCAGAUAAUUUACACACACUGUGAAGCUGAAGGAUUUUCAUCUUUGUUCUGUCUGUUUGAAACUAUGAAUAAAAUCACACUUCAGAGCAGUCUACACUAUGUAAGUAAAUAAUUUUUUACUUCAUUAAAAAUCUUGCUACUUAAGACACUCCCCUACUCUAUGUGGAAUAAUUUACAUUAUUUGUAAGUAGCAAUGUUUGUUUUUUAUUGUAUUUUUUUCUUUAAUGGCAUUCUACUUAACUAUUUCACUGUAUGUUUUUCAGUUAAAAAGCAGUAUCACUACAUAAUUUCAAGGAAACCAUCUUAUUUGGAAAUACAGUGUUAGGUCUAAUAGCAUAUUGGUAAAAAGAUGAGUGAUGACAUCACUCGCUUCUGCCUGCAUGAGUUUUCAUUUUUUCAUAUCAUGAUUUAUAGUCUAUUGUGCUGUAAGCACUUUCUGAUCUAAAGGCAUUUCACCAAGCAAAAACAAUCCUUUUCCCCCACCCUGUACUUUGUCUGAGAGAGUUGUUGAUCUGUUAUUAACUCACAUUGGUGCAGGGAGGUUUGGGAAUCCAUAUGUAAACAGCAGCAUUGCUCCACUUACUUAUUUGGAAAUAUACUUGAGAGCACUAAAUAAACGUGCUAUUUACACUGAGAAAAUGAAACUUUUACCCUCUGUGGAUUAGCCUUUUAUAAGAAGAAAACAAA
Pseudopodoces humilis (Tibetan ground-tit) is the source of this 1637-nucleotide messenger RNA. RefSeq names its product cytochrome c oxidase assembly factor COX20 (gene COX20). The record is from RefSeq and is a predicted model, not a curated record. NCBI's taxonomy places the organism in Eukaryota, Metazoa, Chordata, Aves, Passeriformes, Paridae. Gene Ontology annotation, cellular component: mitochondrial inner membrane; mitochondrion. Gene Ontology annotation, biological process: mitochondrial respiratory chain complex IV assembly.